Vigna umbellata (rice bean) is the source of this 2678-nucleotide messenger RNA. RefSeq names its product multiple C2 domain and transmembrane region protein 5-like. Lineage: Eukaryota; Viridiplantae; Streptophyta; Magnoliopsida; Fabales; Fabaceae. The record is from RefSeq and is a predicted model, not a curated record.
GUUUAUUUAUUUGGAUGAAAUGUUUCUUUUGAGCAAAUUGAGAAUCUGAAUCGAUAGAAGGAAACACAAGGGUUUUGAAUUAAAUGGUUCUUUGAACGCAUCAGGUUAAUUGGUGAGUGUGGUGUCUGAGAGAGUAAAAUGCAUAAGCCAGAAGGGCCAGCAGAGUUUGCUCUCAAGGAGACCUCGCCAAACAUAGGAGCAGGUGCAGUCAUGAGGGACAAGCUCUCCUGCACCUAUGACCUGGUUGAACAAAUGCAAUACCUUUAUGUUCGAGUGGUGAAAGCCAAGGAAUUACCAGGGAAGGAUGUUACUGGUGGUGUGGAUCCUUAUGUUGAAGUGAAGCUUGGAAACUACAAGGGCCUCACCAAGCACUUUGAGAAAAAGUCCAAUCCUCAAUGGAAUCAUGUUUUUGCCUUCUCCAAAGAAAGGAUUAAAGAUUCUAUUCUGGAGGUGGUAGUGAAAGACAAAGAUGUUGCUGUGGAUGACUUUGUAGGGAGAGUGAUGUUUGAUCUGAAAGAAAUCCCAAAACGUGUGCCACCAGAUAGCCCUUUGGCUCCACAGUGGUACAGACUAGAGGACAGGAGAGGUGAAAAAGCCAAGGGAGAGUUAAUGUUGGCAGUUUGGAUGGGAACUCAAGCAGACGAGGCAUUUCCUGAUGCAUGGCAUUCUGAUGCAGCAACUGUUGGUCCUGAGGCUGUUGCAAACAUAAGAUCUAAGGUUUACCUUUCACCUAAGCUUUGGUAUGUCAGGGUCAAUGUUAUUGAGGCUCAGGACUUGAUACCAAGUGACAAAACCCGGUAUCCUGAAGUUUUUGUGAAGGCCAAUCUGGGAAAUCAGUUUUCAAGAACUAGAGCAUCUCAGAGUAAAACCAUAAAUCCCAUGUGGAAUGAGGACUUGAUGUUUGUUGCUGCUGAGCCAUUUGAGGAGCCUUUGGUUCUGACUGCAGAAGACAGGGUUGGUCCAAACAAGGAUGAAAUCCUGGGAAGGUGUGUCAUUCCUUUACACAAUGUGCAAAGGAGGUUUGACCAUAAGCCUGUGAACACAAGGUGGUUUAACCUUGAAAAACAUGUGGUUGUUGAAGGGGAAAAGAAGAAAGAGGCCAAGUUCUCAAGUAGGAUACACUUGAGGGUUUGCUUGGAAGGUGGCUACCAUGUGCUCGACGAAUCAACUCAAUACAGUAGUGAUCUUAGACCAACAGCAAAGCAGCUAUGGAAGGCCAGCAUUGGAAUUCUAGAACUGGGGAUUAUAAGUGCACAAGGGCUGAUGCCAAUGAAGACUAGAGAAGGUAGAGGAACCACAAAUGCAUAUUGUGUAGCUAAAUAUGGGCAGAAGUGGAUCCGUACUAGGACAAUUGUGGAUAGUCUUGCUCAAAGGUGGAAUGAGCAAUACAUUUGGGAGGUUUUUGAUCCAUGUACUGUUAUCACAGUAGGGGUCCAUGAUAAUGGUCAUUUACAUGUUGGAGAGAAAUCAGGUGCAUCAAAGGAUUCAAGAAUAGGGAAGGUGAGAAUCAGGCUGUCCACUCUUGAAGCUGAUAGGGUGUACACACACUCUUAUCCUCUUUUAGUACUGCAUAAUUCUGGUGUGAAAAAAAUGGGAGAGGUGCAGUUGGCUGUAAGGUUCACAAGCUUAUUUGUGAUACACAUGUUGUCUAUGUAUACACAGCCAUUGUUGCCAAAGAUGCACUACAUCCAUCCUCUGUCUGUGAUUCAACUAGACAGUCUUAGGCAUCAGGCUAUCCAGAUUGUGUCAAUGAGGUUGAGCAGGGCAGAGCCACCACUGAGGAAGGAGGUGGUGGAAUACAUGCUAGAUGUGGAUUCACACAUGUGGAGUAUGAGAAGGAGCAAAGCCAAUUUCUUCAGAAUAACCAUAGUUCUAGGUGGGUUGAUAGCCUUUGGAAGAUGGUUUGAUCAGAUAUGCAAUUGGAAGAACCCCCUCACAACCAUACUCAUUCAUAUCCUUUUCAUAAUACUGGUUCUCUAUCCAGAACUAAUACUUCCAACAACUUUCCUCUACCUUUCUCUGAUUGGAAUUUGGAACUUCAGAUGGAGGCCAAGACAUCCUCCUCAUAUGGACACCAGACUAUCUCAUGCUGAUGCAGCCCACCCUGAUGAACUGGAUGAAGAGUUUGAUACAUUCCCUACUUCUCGAUCAUCAGAUAUGAUCAGAAUGAGGUAUGAUCGUUUGAGAAGCAUUGCUGGGAAGGUUCAAACUGUUGUAGGGGAUUUAGCCACUCAAGGAGAAAGGUUCCACAAUCUACUAAGCUGGAGAGACACAAGGGCCACCACUCUCUUUGUGACAUUCUGUUUCAUUGCUGCACUGGUUCUCUAUGUUACUCCUUUCCAAGUUGUCAUCCUUCUCAUUGGUUUCUAUGUUCUAAGGCACCCCAGAUUCCGCCAGAAACAUCCUUCAGCUCCAUUCAACUACUUCAAGAGAUUGCCUGCUAGAGUGGACACCAUAUUGUAAACAUUAUUGUUCAUCUCUCUCAAAAUUUUCCACACCAUUAUUACCUUCAUCAGGUUUCAAGCCCUUUGCCACAGUGCCUCUGUAAAUGUUACGUUUGUUCAUAGAAAUUGUAAACUUUCAUGUCACUGCAUUUAUGCUUAUAAACAGUAGUAUUUUCCAUGUAAUUAACCCUGUUAUUUUUUCAAAGUUUUGUAGUACAAUUAAUGUUACUAUUG